Molecule: messenger RNA, 1683 nt
Organism: Candidozyma haemuli
Lineage: Eukaryota; Fungi; Ascomycota; Pichiomycetes; Serinales; Metschnikowiaceae
Gene: CDC14
Product: phosphoprotein phosphatase
Exons: 2
Coding region: 1-1683 (560 amino acids)
Biological process (GO): microtubule cytoskeleton organization; positive regulation of cytokinesis; protein dephosphorylation
Cellular component (GO): mitotic spindle; nucleolus; mitotic spindle midzone
Molecular function (GO): protein tyrosine/serine/threonine phosphatase activity; protein serine/threonine phosphatase activity
Source: RefSeq, a predicted model, not a curated record
AUGCCCAAAGCGAGACUGCCAAUCCCACUCAUUGAGUUUUUAAGAAAUAGAAUCUACUUGGGCGCUUACGAUUACGCUCCUAAUGAUACUGUUGACUUGGUUUACUUUACGGUAGAGGAUGCAUUGCCAUAUAAUGCUUUCCACUUGGACUUUGGUCCUCUUCACAUCGGCAGCUUGUAUAGGUUUGCUGUCAGUCUACAUAACAUCUUGAACGAAGAAGUCAACCAGGGGAAAGGUGUGGUCUUUUAUAGUUCGACUUCUCCAAAGGAGAGAGCCAAUGCUGCCUGUUUGUUGUGCUGCUAUAUGGUGUUGGUUCAACUGUGGGCACCACAUCAAGUCCUCCAGCCAAUCUGCCAAGUUGAUUUCCCCUUCCUGCCAUUCAGAGAUGCUGGAUACUCCAAUGCUGAUUUUGAAAUAACCAUUCAAGACGUUGUUUAUGCCAUGUGGAGAGCCAAGGAAAGAGGUAUGAUAGACUUGACUACUUUCAACUUGGAAGAGUACGAGCAGUACGAAAGAGUCGACCAAGGUGACUUCAAUGUCAUCUCCAAAGACUUUAUAGCAUUUGCAUCUCCUCAACAGAAAAAGCCUGGUGUUUUGAAUGAACCUUUUAAGAAAGUGCUUAGCUUUUUCAUCAACAACGAUGUUCAGUUAGCUGUGCGUCUCAAUUCCCACUUGUACGAUGCCAACGAGUUCACCAAACGCAAUAUCCAGCAUAUCGAUAUGAUUUUCGAAGAUGGCACUUGCCCUACUAUGGAAUAUGUCCAAAAGUUUAUUGGUGCUGCUGAAUGCGUUAUCAACAACGGUGGUAAAAUCGCCGUCCAUUGUAAAGCAGGUUUAGGGAGAACAGGAUGUCUCAUCGGAGCCCAUUUGAUUUAUACCCACGGCUUCACAGCAAAUGAAUGUAUUGCUUACAUGAGAAUGAUCCGUCCAGGAAUGGUCGUGGGUCCUCAGCAGCAUUGGCUCUAUUUACAUCAACAAGAGUUCCGUGAUUGGAGACAUACCAUGUGCCUUGACAACAGAGCAGAUGCUUUCAUUGGCGGUCUCUUCCCAUUGGUAUCAUACAAUAACUUCAAAGCUAGAGCAAAGGAAGAAGCAAAGCAGAAGAGAUUACAGCAACAACAGCAACAGCUCAACUCUUCAUACAUGAGCCACUUCGACUCAUCCUUCACCCACACACCAGUAAGAAGAAGAAAGAUUAGUGAACAUCUUGCAAGCAAAAUCCAAGGUGCUGUUCCAAUGGAGUCACCUGGCCAGCCUAGAAAAUACGAAGAAGCAGACACCUCUUCUGUUCUCGACGUUAUAAACAACUCCGAUGAAGACAACCAAGCAAUCUCUAUGCAAGAUGCUGAUUGUCAUUCAAGUGGCGUUGAACAAGAGAUCAACAACGCCGAUGGUGAGAUCGUCCAUAGCUCUCCUAAGAGAGACACCGGCGACCACAGAAUCUUGCGUUCAAUCUCCACAAAUGCCCAGCAGCUGCCUAUGCUGAUGACCAAAACUACUACUACAACCACGACACGCACCAUCAGCACAACGUUAACCUCCAACCCAUCAUCACCUAAUGGAUCAAAGAUGCUCAAGUCUCGCUCGAGCACCAAGAUUCACAGUGGGCUUCUUCCUGGUAAGAAUGUCGGGACAAGGAUGCACUCUGGUGGCAUCAGAAAAGUUAGCGGCAAGAAAUACUGA